GAGAAGUGACUAUACCUUUAUGCCCAUUACAACCCAUACAAUUAAAUUGUAUGUGACAGCUAACAAUAUCCCAUAUGGAUGUACAAGAUAUUAUGAACGUUAAAAAGGAGACAAGCGAAUUAGAAAACAGCACAAUGGGUUUACAUGUAAAUGUCAACAUUAAACAAGAGCCAGUUAGUGUUUCUGAAGAACAUACCCCAGAAACGAUGAAGCUGUAUGCAGAUCAUGAAAUCAAGGAAGAAAUUGUCAUAGGUCCGGUGAUGUUACAGCUUCCAACUGUAAAUGAUUCAAGAUGUGCGCAGAGCACAUCUGAUAAUCUGAAUAUUCAUACUCAACCUAACAAAUGUAAUAUUUGCAAUUUAGAUUUUAUGAGCAGCCAUGUAUACAUGUGUCGUAAAGUAACUUGUACUGGAGAGAAACCAUUUAAGUGUGAACACUGUAACAAAACCCAAAAAUCAAAUCUUAAAGUACAUUUUAUAACCCAUACUACAGAGAACCCCUACAAAUGUGAACAUUGUAACAAAUGUUUUACCCGAAAAUCAAGUCUUAAUAGACAUUUAUUGAUCCAUACAGGAGAGAAACCAUACAAAUGUGAAUAUUGUAACAAAUCUUUUACCCAAAAACAAGUUCUUAAGACACAUUUAAUGAUCCAUACAGGAGAGAAACCAUACAAAUGUGAACAUUGUAACAAAUGUUUUACCCGAAAACCAUACCUUAUUAAACAUUUAAUGAUCCAUGCCGAAGAGAAACCAUACCAGUGUGAACAUUGUAACAAAUCUUUUACCCAAAAACAAGUUCUUAAGACACAUUUACUGAUCCAUACAGCAGAGAAACCAUACAAAUGUGAACAUUGUAACAAUUGUUUUACCCGAAAACCAUAUCUUAUUAAACAUUUAAUGAUCCAUGCAAAAGAGAAACCAUACCAGUGUGAACAUUGUGACAAAUGUUUUACCCGAAAACCAUAUCUUAUUAAACAUUUAUUGAUCCAUGCAGAAAAGAAACCAUACCAGUGUGAACAUUGUAACAAAUCUUUUACCCAAAAAUCUGAUCUUAACAGUCAUUUAAUUAUCCAUACAGGAGAGAAACCAUACAAAUGUGAACAUUGUAACAAAUGUUUUACCCAAAAACAAGUUCUCAAGACACAUUUAAUGACCCAUACAGAAGAGAAACCAUACCAGUGUGAACAUUGUAACAAAUGUUUUACCCGGAAAUCAGAUCUUAAGAGACAUUUAAUAAUCCAUAUAGGAUGGAAACCAUACAAAUGUGAACAUUGUAACAAAUGUUUUACCCAGAAACAAGUUCUUAAGACACAUAUAAUGAUACAUACAGAAGAGAAACCAUACCAGUGUGAACAUUGUAACAAACCUUUUAACCGGAAAUCAGAUCUUAAGAGACAUUUAAUAAUACAUACAGGAUGGAAACCAUACAAAUGUGAACAUUGUAACAAAUGUUUUACACGAAAAUCACAUCUUAACAAACAUUUAAUGACCCAUACAGGAGAGAAACCAUACAAAUGUGAACAUUGUUACAAAUGUUUUACCCAAAAAUCAAGUCUUAAGAGACAUUUAAUAAGCUGUAUAGGAGGGAAACCAUACCAGUGUGAACAUUGUAACAAAUCUUUUUUCCGAAAAUCAAAUCUUAAGAGACAUUUAAUAAGCUGUACAGGAGGGAAACCAUAUAAAUAUGAACAUUGUAACAAAUCUUUUUUCCGAAAAUUAGAUUUUAAAAAACAUUUAAUAAACCAUACUGGAAAGAAACCAUAGAAAUAUGAACAAUGUAAAAAAUCUUUUUUCCGAAAAUCAGACCUUUAACCCGAAAAUAAAAUCUUAACAGAGAUUUAAUGAUCCAAACAGGAGAGAAACCAUACAAAUGUGAACAUUGUAACAAAUAUUUUUUUCCGAAUUUUUAUUACAGAAUGCGAAUCUGGCCAGUAUUUCAACACCCACGCAUAAUCAGAACUCUCAAAAAAAAUUUGUUUAAAAGAGCACUAUAAAUCCUUAAGUGUAACAUUAUAAGUGGCAGAAAACAUUUAUAAAAAAAACAUUAAUUUUACCAUCAAUACUACAAUAAUUAUAAUUAUUAAUACAAAGAUCGAACACUCAGAAAAAAUUCCUUCGAUCCGGCCGAAUUCGAACCGACGUCUUCUAGUUUAGCGUGUCAGAUUAAUUUCAUUGUCAGACACGUUUUCUGGAAUGAAAUGGUAUUUUGUAUCUAUAUGUUUUGUUGUGCCACGAUGAACAGAAUUAUAAGCUAAGUUCUGGGCACUCCGACUGUCGCUAUAUAAAAUUACACUAGGACAUUGGGUGCUACAUACCUCUGAAAUAAAGCGACGUAGAUACACAGCUUCCUUAGAUGCAUCAGUGAGCGCCAUGUACUCUGCUUCCGUCGAAGACAACGCCACCUUAGGUUGCUUCCGUGAUUCCCAUGAUAUCGGACCAUUUACCAAUUUGAAGCAGUACCCAGUAUAUGACCGACGACCACUGGCGCAAUUAGCCCAGUCGGCAUCCGUGUACACUUCCAGGGAUUUGCCAGUUUUUCUGUAGAUUAUUGAGUAGUCUACAAUACCUACGCUUCAGGUAUUGAAGCUCUCGUUUCGCUGCCGUCCAAUGACUUUUGCCAUAUUUAUUAUUAAACUGGUUCAAGUAGCUCGCGGCAAACGCGAUAUCUGGCCGUGUAUGUACUGCAAGAUGCAUGAGGCAUCCUAUCAAAUUCAUAAAAGAAUAGCUUGAGUUUUUACCUUCUGUCAGAGAACGGACACUCUCCGCCCCUCUCUAGCUUUAGAUACCGCACCACGCCCCGCACAUUGCCGGUUACAUUGACUGAACGACAACAAGGCUGCCGGCGAGCCGUUUUCGUGCGAAGACGGCUUAGAUAUUUGAUUAAAGUUUUCAUUUAUUCAUUACGAAACUUGUACGUUAAUAUAAAACAUCA
Molecule: messenger RNA, 2931 nt
Organism: Hyposmocoma kahamanoa
Lineage: Eukaryota; Metazoa; Arthropoda; Insecta; Lepidoptera; Cosmopterigidae
Product: gastrula zinc finger protein XlCGF26.1-like
Exons: 1
Coding region: 75-1763 (562 amino acids)
Biological process (GO): regulation of transcription by RNA polymerase II
Molecular function (GO): RNA polymerase II cis-regulatory region sequence-specific DNA binding; DNA-binding transcription factor activity
Source: RefSeq, a predicted model, not a curated record